ACUUCAAUGUAUGAACUAUGAAGAUUCCAAUGGGUUAGUCAUCGCUCAAAAGUUGGAAGCAAUUGGUGGGAAAGGAGGCAAGCAGUGGGAUGAUGGAGCAAACUAUGACUAUGUAACAAAGGUUUAUAUACGAGGUGGUCGUGAAGGAAUUCACUACAUCAAAUUUGAUUAUGUCAAGGAUGGACAAGCCAUAGAUGGAUCCAUCCAUGGUGCUUUGGGUGACGGUUUUACACAUACGUUAGAGAUUGACCAAUCCAAUUAUGAACAUAUUGUAUCUAUUGAUGGUUACUAUGAUGACAAGACCGGUGUGAUGCAAGCACUUCAAUUCAAAACCAACCUGAAGACUUUUGAAUUGAUUGGAUAUCCAAAGGGUGCUACUAAGUUUUCACUUGGAGUAAAUGGCAAGAUUAUGAUUGGCUUCCAUGGAUUUGCAGGAAAAUCUCUAAACUCCCUUGGAGCAUAUGUAACAGCGGCUCCUCCUAUUAAAUCGGAACUCGUAGGUGGUUUAUAUGGAGGCAUAUAUUGGGAUGAUGGUCCCAAUUAUGACGGUGUAAGAAAGAUGUAUGUUACUUAUACUAACUACCUUAUCAGAAGUAUCAGCACCGACUAUGACAAAGAUGGUCAAGUGGUAACAUCUUAUCAUGGAAGCAAAGAUGGAGAGACAAAAGAGUUUGCAAUCGACUAUCCAAACGAAUAUUUGACAUCAGUGUCUGGUACCUACAACACAAUUCCAGAGGAUGGCGUUUUGGUUGUUAGGUCGUUGAUUUUCAAAACAUCGAAAGGGAGAAUUUCUCCCACGUAUGGAUUUGUCUCUGGUACCGAAUUCGUGUUUGAGAGACAAGGUUAUGUUAUUAAUGGGUUUCAUUUUGGAGUUGAUGGGCUUUUGAUUUUGGGAUCUGCUCGAAGAGGGUUUGUGAAGUUAAGGAGAUUUGUCGGGUAAAUUGACUUUUUUGAUGUUUUGUAAAGCUUCGUCUUCUUAAGUCAUAUGAUUUGUGUUUGCUAAUCUUGUAACUCCGUGACUUGUGGUGUGAUUACUACUUCCAUGGGUUUGGUUUAUGUUUGAGAUUUGGUUCUUGUGACUUGUGGUGUUCCAUGGUGUGUUUAUAUUUUGCAAUUUAUCAAUAAUGACUGACUUAUAAA
Molecule: messenger RNA, 1140 nt
Organism: Arabidopsis arenosa
Lineage: Eukaryota; Viridiplantae; Streptophyta; Magnoliopsida; Brassicales; Brassicaceae
Source: the annotation of a GenBank genome assembly